This is a messenger RNA of Elaeis guineensis (African oil palm), 1109 nucleotides long. Its product is annotated as delta(3,5)-Delta(2,4)-dienoyl-CoA isomerase, peroxisomal. NCBI's taxonomy places the organism in Eukaryota, Viridiplantae, Streptophyta, Magnoliopsida, Arecales, Arecaceae. Gene Ontology annotation, molecular function: delta(3,5)-delta(2,4)-dienoyl-CoA isomerase activity. Gene Ontology annotation, cellular component: peroxisome. The record is from RefSeq and is a predicted model, not a curated record.
UAAAAGGGAAAAAUCUCAAUUCCGGGCUUCAGGAGAGAGGAGAAGCCAAGCCAUGGAUGCGGCGGAGGCGGAGACGGAGCUAAAGAAGGGGUUUGAGACCCUGGAGGUGGUCCAGAAGGACCGCUCCGUCCCGGUCUACCACAUCUACCUGAACCGGCCGGCCCAGCGCAACGCCCUUACCCUCCCCUUCUUCUCCGAACUCCCCCGCGCCCUCGCCGCCCUCGACCGCCUCCCCUCCGCCCGUGCCCUCGUCAUCUCCGCAGGCCCCCACUUCUGCGCCGGCAUCGACCUCUCCUCCCUCGCCUCCAACCGCGCCCCCUCCUCCGACGACCCGGCCGCCGUCCGCGAGCUCCUCCGCCGCCGGAUCCUCGCGCUGCAGGAUGCGAUCUCGGCCGUCGAGCGCUGCCGGAAGCCGGUGGUGGCGGAGAUCCACGGCGCCUGCGUCGGCGGCGGGGUCGACCUCGCCGCCGCCUGCGACAUCCGGUGCUGCUCCGAGGACGCCUUCUUCUCCGUCAAGGAGGUCGACCUGGCCCUCGCCGCCGACCUCGGGACGCUUCAGCGCCUGCCGGCGAUCGUCGGGUACGGGAACGCCGCCGAUCUGGCGCUCACGGGGCGGCGGGUCUCGGCGUCGGAGGCCAAGGCGAUGGGGCUCGUCUCGAGGGUUUUCCCCUCUCGCCAGGCGUUGGAGGAGGGCGUCGCCGCCCUCGCCGGUGGGUUGGCGGAGAAGUCGAGUUUGGCGGUGAUGGGAACGAAGGCGGUGCUGCUGAGAAGCAGAGAUCUGACGAUGGAUCAGGGGCUGGACUACGUCGCUACAUGGAACGCGGCGAUGCUCAUGUCACGUGACCUAGAGGAGGCCGUCUCCGCCCGGCUCCAGAAGCGGAAGCCCGUCUUCUCCAAGCUGUGAGACUUUUUGGGACCAUUUAAUAAUUUAGUUCAGAAGUAGUGUAUGAAUUUAUGCUCUACGAUCGUUAGAUAAGUGGACCCUUUUCGGUCCUAUGUAUUACCUUAAUCUGGCUCUGGGGGGCUCGACAUAAAUCGCUGGCAUGGUGUUAAAAAAGCAAUUUUAUAGUACUUUGAUCAAUAUCUAAAUUGAUGUGGCUGAUAUAAUA